AUGCCUACAUUCUUACAUUCAUUAUUCUGGUUGAUGUUGAUAGCUGUAGCAUUUUUUGCGACUGUUCACAUAAGUUUGAAUUCGUUAAAUCGAUAUGAAACAAGCAGUACCGUUGUCACAAUUGAGCGCGACCAUUACUAUUGGAAUACAUCCUUGCCAAGCUUUACCAUUUGCCCCGUUAAGAGUCGAAUUGACGAAGAGCUCUUUGACCAAUACUGCGAGCAAAAUCAUAUAACUGGAACGGCGAAGGACGAGUUUUACGAGUUUAUCGAAUCGCUGGCAAAUGCAUCUUAUGAAUCGUUUGACCUAAUUCAGCACUACAAUAGUGUCGAUAGAUUGAAUAUCCAACCUGAAAAUUACAUGAUGUUAAUCUACAAUUUAACAAAAGAUCAAUUGCGUGGCGACGAUCCAAAUAUAAAGGCAGUACUAAAUGCAGAUUUCAUUCGAUGUGAACAAGUUCUGACCGAAAAUGGAAUCUGUUACGUUUCAAACAACUUUUUGGCAGCAAAUUUAUCCGCGAUGUAUAUUCUAACUGGUAUGCAUCCAAGGCCACUAAAAACCAUGACAUUUUAUCAGCAUUUUGAGCUAAUUGAUGUCAUUGCUGGAAAUUUGUUUGACGGUGAUAAAAGUUAUUCUAUGUCUGGCUUCCCUGACGAUGCCAUAGUCAGUUAA
This is a messenger RNA of Sitodiplosis mosellana (orange wheat blossom midge), 672 nucleotides long. RefSeq lists its product as uncharacterized. The record is from RefSeq and is a predicted model, not a curated record. The transcript is spliced from 4 exons. Gene Ontology annotation, cellular component: membrane. Gene Ontology annotation, biological process: sodium ion transport. Gene Ontology annotation, molecular function: sodium channel activity. Bases 1 to 672 code for a protein of 223 amino acids. Lineage: Eukaryota; Metazoa; Arthropoda; Insecta; Diptera; Cecidomyiidae.